AUGGGACUAUGUAAUUCUAAACAAUCUGCCAGAAGACCAUCUAAACCUCCCUUUAAUUCCGCGGAUUCAAAGGAUUCCCAAUCAUCAAAGAGGAGAAUGUUAAAUAAAGAUGGUAGAAGUAAUACUUAUAAUAGUCAACUUUCUUCUAUUAAUUCAAGGAACAGUCAUAAAAUUAGUAAUAAUAACGGCAAUAAUAAAAAUAACACAAAUAUCAACAAUAAUAAUAUCAACGACAACAAUAACAAUAAAAAUGAUGAUAAAAUAAAUUCGAUAAUAUUUGAUAGUCCAAUAACUCCAAUAACGAAAGAUAAAAGUAUUCGAAGAAAUAGCAAGAAACAUAAGAAUAAUAAAGAUCAACCUAAUGAUUGUAAUUUUAAUGAUUUUGAAAAUAAAGAAGAACAUUAUGUAGAUAUAUAUGAAUUAGAACAUGUAUUAUUAGAAAAUAUUUGGAAUAGUUUGUUUUCAAGUCCAAUUGAAGAAGAUUUAUUAAUAGGGCAUUUGAAUUAUGUGUUAGAUGUUGCUUGUGGACCAGGUUAUUGGAUUUGUGACAUGGCUAUAAAAUUUCCUAAAUCUCAAUUUAUCGGAAUACAAGCAUUUCCCAUAAUGAAAAAACCACAGUUACCUUAUAACGCGAAUUUUGUAAGAAUUGAUAUAUUAAAUGGAAUAUUUUAUGGAAGUGAAUCAUUUAAUUUUGUUCAUUUGAGAAUCCUUUCACCGAAAUAUUCGGAAGUUGAAUGGAAGUUCAUUAUUGAUCAUAUGAUUCGAGUCACCAAACCCGGAGGAUAUUGUGAAAUUGAAGUGGGAGAUUAUAUCAGUUUUGAAAAUGAAGGUCCAUUACUAAAAGAAAUUAAUAUUAUUCAUCAAGAAUGUUUAAAAGUGAAUGGAGUAAAAAUAAGUAUAGCAUCAGAAUUAGAAAAUAUUAUGAAAAAUACAAAUAAAUUCUCAAAGUUAAAUAAGGAAUCUCGGAAAAUACCUAUGGGAAGAUCGACAGGAAAAUUUGGUGAAAUGGCAUCAAAUCAUUUUAUACAAACAUUAAAUUCUCAAGGGGAAAAUAUAUCAUCAUAUUUAGGUCAAACACUUAAAGAAUAUGAUGAUAAAAUGGUUAAAGUAAUAUCUGAAUUGGAUGAAUUUAAAUCUACUUGUUUUAAUUGUAUUAGAGUGUUCGGGAAAAAGAUUGAAAAAAACGAAUAA
This is a messenger RNA of Diversispora eburnea, 1191 nucleotides long. NCBI's taxonomy places the organism in Eukaryota, Fungi, Glomeromycota, Glomeromycetes, Diversisporales, Diversisporaceae. The record is from the annotation of a GenBank genome assembly.